Molecule: messenger RNA, 2415 nt
Organism: Eleginops maclovinus (Patagonian blennie)
Lineage: Eukaryota; Metazoa; Chordata; Actinopteri; Perciformes; Eleginopidae
Gene: pxylp1
Product: 2-phosphoxylose phosphatase 1
Exons: 7
Coding region: 191-1756 (521 amino acids)
Biological process (GO): glycosaminoglycan biosynthetic process; dephosphorylation; chondroitin sulfate proteoglycan biosynthetic process
Cellular component (GO): Golgi apparatus
Molecular function (GO): phosphatase activity
Source: RefSeq, a predicted model, not a curated record
UGUCUGAGACACUCGGUUCCUGCAGGGGACCAGCCUGUAUACGGUGUGUGUCGCCUACAGGAUGUAUGAGCAACUGAGCGGUAAUCUGCACCUUUGUGGGGAAUUUCAAGAUAAUCCUUCGUCAGACAGCAGGGAUGGGCGGUGAUCUGGAUGGCUGACGGACAGGAAGGAGGACCAAUCACACGAGAAGAUGCUGGCUCGUAACCGCUUCCUGCUACUGGUGGUGGUGGGGGGGGCCGCGCUAGCCAUCAUCAGUCUGAGCCUCCAGUUCUUGAACCUGCUCCCCACCACUCCCCUCCUGGAGGAGCGCCUCUUCCAGGCCGCAGAUGGAGGUGUUGGGGGCGCCGUGGGGAAGAGCAGGAAGAGAGUGUUCCCCGUGCCUCCCACCCAGGAGCCGAACCCCAUAGCGGAGGCUUACAGCUACUGCAACACCCCCAACCGCACCGAACAGGCCUGGGAGGGUCACAGUCCCGCCGACUACAAGCUGCUGUCGGUGCAGGUGAUGAUUCGCCAUGGUGACCGUUACCCUCUCUACUACAUCCCCAAGACCAAGCGGCCCGCCAUCGACUGCACCCUGUCCACCAGCAGGAAGCCGUCCCACCCCCUGCUGAACGCCUUCAUCCGUCACAUGGGUCAGGGGGCCCGCGGCCACUGGGAGUCUCCACUGGGUUCUGUCCCCCGCCUGCCCAACCACAGCGCCUGUGAGAUGGGAGAGCUCACGCAGACAGGUGUGGUUCAGCACCUCCGCAACGGGCAGCUCCUCCACAAAGCCUACCGGCGGCACAACUUCCCCCCCGCAGACUGGUCGCCCCGCCAGGUGUGGCUCGAGACCACGGGUAAGAGCCGCACCCUGCAGAGCGGCCUGGCCUUCCUUUACGGCCUGCUGCCGGACUUCGAUUGGACCAAGCUGACCGUGCGGCACCAGUGGAGCACGCUGUUCUGCGGCUCGGCCUGCGACUGCCCCGCCAGGAACCGCUACCUGGAGGAGGAGCAGAGGAGGCAGUACCGCCUCCGGGUGAGCGACACCGAGCUAGAGAGGACUUACGCGGACAUGGCACGGACUUUAGGGCUGCUCACCCGACAGCUCCGGGCUGCCAACCCCAUAGACUCCCUCCUGUGCCACCUGUGCCACGGCAUCUCUUUCCCAUGCGUUCCCACGGGAGACGGCGCCACCGGAUGCCUGACGAUGGCGCAGUUUGCCGUCAUCCGUCGACAGCAGUUAGACGAUGAGGUGGAUCGGAGAAGAGUUGGACUGUACCACAAAUACGCCAUCUUGGCCAUGUACCCCUACCUCAACCGGACUGCCAGCAAGAUGGAGCGCGUUGCCAAGGACAACGAGGCGGGCAGACCGCGGCGUGCAGGAGGCGAGGAGGUCUUCUCGCUGUCUUCCGCCCACGACGUCACCGUGGCCCCGCUGCUGAGCGCUCUUGGACUAGAGGAGGCGCGCUUCCCACGUUUCGCGGCACGGUUAGUCUUUGAGCUGUGGAAGAGUCCUCCGGCCGCGCAAAGACAGCAGAAGAAGAAGAAAGCUGGGAAAGGGGAGAAGGCGAAUGCGAAAGACGGGGCGGUGUUCAUCAGGGUGCUGUACAACGGCGAGGACGUGACAUAUCACACGCUGUUCUGUCACUCGCACGUCACACGCACGAACCAGCCCCUCUGCCCUCUGAAGAACUUCCUGUCUUUCGUCCAGAGGGACAUGUUCAGGGUGGUUAGCGCCACGUCCUACCACGAGGCGUGCUACAAGCGCCCUGGCUGACGGGGAGGAGCGUCACUCCUCUUGUUUUUUUAGUUGUUUUCCACUUUUGAAGACGGUGCACUUUUACGCUGCUCAUAAAAUCUUUAUAAAUGUAUAUAGCGGUACAUUCCUGAGCACACACACACAGUACUGUACAUCACGUCUCUGUAAGAUCAGCGUCUUACCUCUUUUGAAUACGGUCUGAUUUUUUAAGCGUCUCCGUAAGACAUGAGUCAUGCAAGGGAAGUUGUCUGGCACUUCGCCACUUUACUCCAUUACACCAUGCAAUUCCAGUAUUCCCGAAUGCCUGCGAGAAAAAAGGAAUAUUUAAACUGGAAAUGAUAUGCUGAAUUAAUGAUUCCUGGGAAAUACUUUGAGUACAAUAAAUCUUUUCAAUGAAAAUUACACUUUGGGCUGAUUACGGCCACUUUUAGCUCAUUCAUUAGACCGUUUAUCCGUGGCACCCUCUGUUUAAUAAUGAGGGUUGUUUCUAUACUUUGACACAUUGCUGUAUGUCUUUUCUUCUACUUGUUUUGGAAAGACAGACUGUGGUACUUUGAAACUGACAUUUGUUUUCUUACAGAACUGAAUCUGCAUUCAUAUCAGUUGGUGAUUUAACAGAUGAUUCACUGUUCUUUAUUUUGCUUGUAGGAAACUGAAAUAAAGGUUCAUUAUGCGCA